Molecule: messenger RNA, 192 nt
Organism: Meloidogyne enterolobii
Lineage: Eukaryota; Metazoa; Nematoda; Chromadorea; Rhabditida; Meloidogynidae
Source: the annotation of a GenBank genome assembly
AUGCAACUUUAUGCUCUUUAUAAACAAGGAAGUUGUGGAGAUAAUAAUAAUUGUAAACCUGGAACUUUUGAUAUCAGGGGAAAGAAAAAAUGGGAGGCCUGGAAUGGAAAAAGAGGUCUAUCAAUAGAAGAGGCCCAAAAACAAUAUAUAGAAUUUGCUAAUAAAAUGAUUAUUAAAUAUGGACUUUGCUAA